GCCAGAAAACCCGAAAGAUGAUUACGGCCAUCGCCGCCGUUAGUGCUCGCUUCGCCGCCUGGCUCCCCGGCGGCAGCACAAAGGCCGGCCCUUCCUUGCCCCAAUUUUUGAAAUUUUCUCCUUCCCCUUCGCCUCCUCCAUUGUCUAGAGGGAGGUGUGGGGAAGCCCUAGCUCAGAGAGUGGGAAGCGGGACCCUUAACGAUGUAUUAGUGCAAAGGAUUGGGGACAAGAGUGUGGCUGAUGCAGUUAUAAACAUUCUUGAGAUGGCAAGCAGAGCUUCAUUAAGAAGAGAGAUCCUACAGACGGACUUUCUAACCCCACCAGUUCUCAAAGAAUCAAUUUCUGCUCUAGAGAAAUUAACUGAUGUCAAAGCAGUAGCUCAUGGAGGAUAUCCACAGGCUGAACGUUGUCGCAUUUCUAUUGGAAAUACAGAAAUCUUUACAACCGAACCAGAUGUGGUUGCUGCUCUGAGUAUCUCUGGGAACUUCGAGUUUGAACUUUGUUCUCAUGGAGAUUUUCUUGGCUCAAUAAUUGGCACAGGGAUUGUUAGAGAAAAGGUUGGAGAUAUAUUACUGCAGGGGAAAAGGGGAGCCCAAGUAGUUGUUGUGCCUGAACUCACCGAAUUUCUUAUAUCAGCCUUGAAUAAGGUUGGUAAUGUUCCUGUCUCAUGUCAACAGAUUCCCUUGUUUGCAUUAGAGUAUGAGCCACCAAGAACUAAAUCGUCUACAACGGUUGAAGCAUCAUUGCGGGUUGAUGCAAUAGCUAGUGCUGGAUUUAAUAUAUCAAGAUCCAAACUUGUUAGCUUAAUCAGUAAUGGAGAUGUGCGACUAAACUGGUCUCCGGUGAUGAAAAAUGGCACCAUACUCAGGACAGGAGAUAUUGUUUCUGUAAGUGGGAAAGGAAGGCUAAAGAUUGGGGAAAUCAAAACCACAAGGAAAGGAAAAUUCUCAGUGGAAUUGAUCAGAUAUUUGUAACCCUAAACCCUAUAUGAAUGUGAAUCCCUCAUGAAAUCAAAAUGGUUGGUUUUUGCAUCAUCUAAUCAGAGUCAAAUGUUGUGAAUAUAAGCAGAAAUGUACAGAGUUGGCUGAAGAGUUUCAGCUUCUUUGGGAUAUUUAAUGUAAGAAUUGAAGGAAAAUGAAGAAUUAGUCUUAGUAAUUUAGUUUA
Messenger RNA from Dendrobium catenatum, 1164 nucleotides. Its product is annotated as putative RNA-binding protein YlmH. Gene Ontology annotation, molecular function: RNA binding. The record is from RefSeq and is a predicted model, not a curated record. The transcript is spliced from 10 exons. NCBI's taxonomy places the organism in Eukaryota, Viridiplantae, Streptophyta, Magnoliopsida, Asparagales, Orchidaceae. Bases 18 to 974 code for a protein of 318 amino acids.